UGCAUUGACAGACAGUCAAAAGAUUGGAAACACGAGUAGCAGCCAGCAGCCAGCAGCCGCACAAAUACACCGACACGGAGACACACGGCCCUCCUACAGCCCGGCAUUCACACUACAGCUGGAGUUGUUUUUAACAUACAAUAACAAACUUUAAGCUACUGACGUCCACCGAGUUUGGACGGUAACCGGCUGGCUGACAUUUAGUAGACAUCGUCCUGGAUGACGAGGCUGAAAUGAACUUUCCCUAUUCUGCACACACGGUGCAACAACAGCGCUGAAAUCCCGACGGGCAGUAAAGUGGUUUCCUCUGGAUCUAACGGGGUGGUAACGCGCCACGUCCGACGAUAAAACGAUACCAUUAAACAAACGCUUUUGGUGGGAGUGCAUCGGAGCGGUGGCACAGCAGUUGUUGAGUUACACACAAUGUGAACCCAGCGAUGCUCAACUUUGUGGAAAGUUGGGAGAGACGGCGCAUCAAGGGAAUUAUUUACAAAUAGUGAUGUUUUUUAGCAUAGUUUAGCGUCUUAAUCGUGAACUGCAUACUGAUCAAAGUGGAUAACAUAAUGUGCGAAGUGGCCACGGAUGAGCAUGAGAGGGAGAUCUCCGACAUGGAGAGCUCCACGGUGGCGCACAGUGAAGUCAUGCUGGUGGUCAAUCACAGCCGGAUCAAGCCCCCCUUCAGCGUGCUGCUGGCCACCGUGCUGUACUGUGCGGAGUUCAUCACGGCCGCCGUGCUCUGCAGCCGGUACCACAAGACCGAGGACGUGAUCUGGAUGGGCUUCACCCUCACCUUCAUGCUGCUGCCUGCCGUGCUCAUCCAGCUGGCCCUAACGUUCAUCCACAGAGACCUGGGCCGGGACAGGCCGCUCGUGCUGUUCCUGCACCUGCUGCUGCUAGGCCCUGUCAUCAGGUGUUUCGAGGCUCUGGUGGUUUAUUUCAAGUCGGGUAAAAGGGAGGAGCCUUACGUCACCAUCUCCAGGAAGAUUAACCUGGAAAAGGGACAGAUCCCCAUGGAGUGGGAAAUCGGCCAAUCAGAGCGCAACCUGGCCACUCACAGAAACGCCUUCAAACGCACCGCCGUCAUCCAGGCUUUCCUGGGCUCCGCACCUCAGCUGACCCUGCAGCUGUACGCCAGCAUCCAGGAGAAAUACUUCCUCCCUGCCAGAUUGACACUGAUGAUCAUCACGCUGAUCUCCAUCACAUACGGGGCUCUGGUGUGCAUCGUGCUGGCCAUCCAGAUCAGAUACGACGACUACAAGGUGCGGUUGCGGCCCUUCGCCUACCUGUGCAUGAUCGUGUGGCGCGGGCUGGAGAUCGCCACCCGCAUCACCUCUCUGGUCCUCUUCAGCACGGCGCUCACACACUGGGUGAUCCUCGUCGGCGCGGGAAACCUGCUCUUCUUCUUCUUUCUCCCCUGGGUCGAGUUCUGGGCCAGGAAAGGCUCGCUGGCCAAGGACGUGGAGAAAAACUUCUCCAAGCUGGGCACCAUGGUGGUGCUGUCCAUGUUCACGCUGCUGUACGCCUGCAUCAACGUCUUCUGCUGGUCGGCGGUGCAGCUGGACCUCACUCACCGAGAGCUCAUCGAGAGGAAGCAGCGCUGGGACCGCCUGGCCAUGUACUAUUGCGGGCGCUUUGUGGAGAACUUUGUCCUCAUCACGCUAUGGUACUUCUACAAGUCGGACUUCUACGAGUACGUGUGCGCGCCGCUGCUGGCCGCCCAGCUGCUGAUCUGCUACAGCCUGGCCGUGCUCUUCAUGCUGCUCUUCUACCAGUUCUGCCACCCGUGCAAAAGCCUCUUCAGGUACAACGUGCACGACUGCCUGCACUGCGUCUGCUUCCGUACAGGCCGGAGGGGGGGGAGGGGUCGGAGAGGGAAGCUGCCGCCCUCGUACUCGACGGCUGCCACCAUGGUGCUGGUGCCGGAGGAGCCCCUGCAGCUGCUGGACCCCCAAAACUCCCAACCCCUCGACCUGACCAAUCAGCUGGGAGAGCAAGAGACGGCUAUUCUUGAAGACAUUAUGCAGGCAGCCUAAGGAGGGCUUAGUGGGGAAAUAAAUGAACAAGUUAUUUAAUGAGGAUGCACCUCAGCUGCACAAGUCCUAGAGUACUUUUAACACAAAAAACAGACUAUACAGCAAUUUUACUAGUUUGUGAUUGUGAGGUGGAUUAAGGUUAACUGCUGUUGUCUUUAUCAAGGGUGAUUACUUACACUUGGGGCACAGCGAGGCCUCAUUGCACCAAAGAAUGUAGCACGUCCAGAUAUGCAGCGAUGCACAAAGGCCGCCUUGAGAGAGCAGCAGUGUACAGGAGUGAGCCAGGUGUGUGGGAAACGUGCCAAGAGUGUCAGAAAGAAAGACCGGGACACCCCCAGUUUACUCCCUCUCAGGGUUUUCACUCCUUUGCACACAUUUGCAUCUGCACUAAAAAUACUUUUACAAAAAAAACAGAAGAAGAAUGUAUCUUCCUCCUACCUUACUACAUAAGCCCGCUUUGUUGAAUGCCGUUUGGUGUUUACUAUUAGAAAAACAUUUUAGCUUUACAAAAAUUCAUCAAAAUAUGUCACAAAACAAUAUGCAGUUGAAAAACACCUAAAAAACUUAAUGGAAUAUAAAAUGCCUAUUUUUUUAAAGUCAACCUUGAAGUUGAAUUUACCCAAUUUACACUGAAUUAACUACUUUUAUCAAAGUGCUUUCACAGUAUGCUUCUUUUUUAUGCUAUGUCUUGUUUGUUUGUUCGGUGCCUUGACUACUAUUGUUUUACUUGAAACUCAAAAUAAAAGAUUCUGACACAUUCAUUCUUGCUCUGAAUGAAGUCACAAACACAAUAAAAGCUCAUUGUUUCCGAUAAAG
This is a messenger RNA of Trematomus bernacchii (emerald rockcod), 2849 nucleotides long. It is a transcript of the gene xkrx, whose product is annotated as XK related X-linked. NCBI's taxonomy places the organism in Eukaryota, Metazoa, Chordata, Actinopteri, Perciformes, Nototheniidae. The record is from RefSeq and is a predicted model, not a curated record. Gene Ontology annotation, cellular component: membrane. The transcript is spliced from 3 exons. Bases 564 to 2033 code for a protein of 489 amino acids.